This is a messenger RNA of Macrobrachium nipponense, 7826 nucleotides long. RefSeq lists its product as uncharacterized. The transcript is spliced from 11 exons. The coding region runs from base 1 to 5433 and encodes 1810 amino acids. Lineage: Eukaryota; Metazoa; Arthropoda; Malacostraca; Decapoda; Palaemonidae. The record is from RefSeq and is a predicted model, not a curated record.
AUGGCAGACCAAGUAAGGAACAUAAAGAAAAAGAACUGGCUCUCCCCAACAGAAAGAGAAGAACUGGAAAGGGAAAUGUCACACGAAAACGAAUUACAGAAAGACGAACUGAGAGACGAUGCCACAGAAGACGACAGGGAUGAUGAGGUUCCUUCUUAUGUGGCAGGAGCAUACAAGACUGCUUGUAAUGUUGCAGAAAUAUACAAGGUUCUUUCUAAUGUUGCAGAAACAUACAAGACUCCUUCUGAUGCUGCAGAAAAACACGAGGCUGUUCAUCUCUAUAUUGCUGGAGUCGCUACGUCUUCCAAGGCAUUAUAUCAUGUUGCUACAUCUUCCAAGGCAUUAAAUCAUGUUGCUACAUCUUCCAAGGCAUUAAAUCAUGUUGCUACAUCUUCCAAGGCAUUAAAUUACAUUACUGCAGUCUCUACAUCUCCCAAGAACCUUUCUCCUUCUCUACUCGAUAUUGGAGAGAAGAAGAAGAAGAAGGAGAAGAAGAGAAGGAGAAGAAGAGGAGAAGGAGAAGAAGAGGAGGAGAAGGAGAAGAAGAGGAGAAGGAGGAGGAGGAGGAGGAGGAGGAAGUGGGUCGAGAAAGGCAUUAAGAUGUUCCCGACGGCGCUGAAUAGCAGCGAAAGCAAGAACAGCAGAAAUGACUCCCACAGCAGCAGCAGAUUCCUAUCAGGAGAGAGGAAGAGGAGGAGAAAUGUCUCGAAUAGCUUCCUCCUGACUCUUCUGGUGAUGCUGAUCCUACUCGGGGAAUGCUCAUCUUCGCCUUCCUCCUCCUCCUCCUCCUCCUCUUCCUCCUCCUCCCAGAGUAACGAGGCUCUUAGUUCCUCAGGCUGCGUUCGUUUGUCCGAAUGUUUGGCGAGUUCUGUUUCCCGUUGUCAGCUCUUAGUUCCUCAGGUUGCGUUCAUUUGUCCAAAUAGAGUGUACCUCCCGCCCAGCAGAUAUUUGCAGGUCUGCAUCCCUCCACAAAAACAACAUAAAACCUUCCCUGUUGCUGUACCACGCACCAGACCACCACCUCUUACCCGGGCUAUCAAAGUGAGAGUUCGACAAUCUCGAUCCGGAUGCGCUGAACAGCAGAAGAAGCACCAAUACGCAGUAAAGUCUUUCCUCUCUGUCGAACUUCCCAGUUCCAGAGGUCCUCAAGUUCCAGGAGUCCUCAAGUUCCAGAGGUCCUCAGUUCCAGAGGCCCUCAGUUCCAGAUCUUCAGAGUUUCAGAGGCCCUCGGUUCCGGAGGUCCUCAAUUCCAGAGCUCCUCAGUUCCAGAGUCUUCAAUUCCAGAGGUCCUCAGUUUCAGAUGUCUUCAAUUCCAGAGGUCCUCAGUUCCAGAUGUCUUCAGUUCCAGAGGUCCUCAGUUCCAGAGGUUUUCAGUUCCAGGGUUCCUCAGUUCCAGAGGUCCUCAGUUCCAGAUGUCCUCGGUUCCAGAUGUCCUCAAUUCCAGAGGUCCUCAAUUCCAGGGGUCCUCAAUUCCAGGGGCCCUCAAUUCCAGGGGCCCUCAAUUCCAGAGGUCCUCAGUUCCAGAGGUCUUCAGUUCCAGGGUUCCUCGGUUCCAGAGGUCCUCGGUUCCAGAGGUCAUCAAUUCCUCACACCGUUGGACUGUGGAACAGCCUCCCAGAGGAAGUCUUGGGCUCCUUCCUCCUCCUCCUCCUCCUCCUCCUCCUCCUCCUCCCUCACCGCUCUCUAUCCAAUCAAUACAAGACCGACCGGAGGAGUGGAGGCAGAAGAGGAGGAGGAGGAGGAGGAGGAGGCCGUUUCACACACGUCCUCCCCCCAGCAGCUCCUCCUACACCAGUCUUACACUCCACUGCUCCAAGACACUCCCGUAAGAGGAGGAGGUGGAGGUGGAGGUGGAGGUGGAGGAGGAGGAGGCGGAGGAGGAGGAGGGAGAAGGAUCCUCCAGGAUGCAAAUCGAGACGGUGCCGAAGGGGAGCUCUACAGCGAUCCACUUCGUCGUCGACGUCGCCAGCGUCAGAGACCUCUUCCUUUAGCGACGACGCCCCUUUCUCCAUCUCUGUCUCUUCCUUCUCCUCCUCCUUCAUCUCCCUCAAAUCCUCCUCCUCCUCCAGCAUCCUCCGAAGGGACCAACCAGCAUCAAAGUCCCUACCGCUACCAGACUUCCACGUCAGUUCGCCUCCUGAAGGCGUCCUCCCUCCGGCAGGGCGACGCCAGGGCGAUGCCCUCGUCGUACGUCAUGAAGGAGUACCUCCUCUCCUCCGGGAAAAUGUCCCGGGUGGUGCUGUCCAGCUCUUCCACGCAGCUGUCUCUCCGUCACAUAACAAGGACCCCGCCGCCAAAAGCGCCCUGCCGCCGAAAAAGUCGUUUCUCUUGCACCCCCCCAACCAUCCUCCGCCGUAUCCUGUCCCUCCCCGGCCCCCAUCCUCGCCCCCUCCGUUAGUCCCACUGUGGCCGGAUCCCCCACCUCCUUAUCCUUAUCCUUCACCUAACCCGCUCCCCCAAAAAAUCCGUCCCUCCCCGUCUCCUACCCUUUUUCAAGGUCUCCUCCAGUCUUCCACCGUGGGAUCCAUCAACCAGCAGAGUCAACCAGAGGGGAGGAAGAAGGAAAAGGUCGGGAAGGAUGAUGACAUUCCAAGGGAACGGGAGAAGCAUUCCAGGGUUCCAGACGUGGUACCAGCAGAAGCUGCUGCUGACUCGGCGAAACCACUCGGUAUCCGUUCGGCUUCGAUUGUGCACAUGAGGUCAAAUAACCUCUACUCGGGCAGGGACAAGAAUGUCUAUUUUUUACGCAGUGAGUUCUUUGACCAAGAGCGAAUGCGCCCAGUCAGCGACGGCGGUGGCGGCGGGGGGUAUCCACAGUACCAGCAACACAUGGACGAACAGAAUUACCCAGAGUCUCCGCCUUUUAACUACGACAUCGAACCUGCUGGGAAAGAGUCGCUUACGCAGACUAAUGGAGAUACCACUUUCAAAAACACCCGCCAAAUGCUGACCGAUAGGACCAACAUGACGAAGGCGUUUAGGACGUCGUCAAAUUACCCUCUGGACGACUGGGAUGACCGACACCCUGAAAACCUGCCCUUCGACCAGUCCCCUGGGGAGGAGGAAUCACUAGGCGAGUAUUCGAAGAGUGAGCUUGAUGGCGCGCAAUUGAGGGGAAGUACUAAGGGUUCCAUGCAGGAAAAACAACGGAGGAAAGAGGCGAAAGGGAUAAAAUUUAAAGGACAAAGGCAAGAUGGAAGUUUGAAAAGUGCAGUUAUGAGCUCCAAGAAUAACUACAGGCCUGGAGCGUUUAGGGUGGACCGUUUGCGCCCUUCGUACACCAACGAACCUGAAGGCGACAAGAGGAUGUCAAGAGUGACCUCUGCCGUGGCGAACGCUUCCAAUCUCACUGGAGAGGACUUCGAUAACGAGACCACUGGCAACGUCAACGAAGUGACCACCGAGACGCAGCAGAAGGUCAACCUCGAAAAACUGGAGAUGGAACUGUCUAAGAAGGACGAGGAAGCAGCCAGUGACCUCCUGCUCGCCAUCUCAAUCCUGCAGCACCACAUGAUACCCAGCUUGCAAAAGGACGAAGAGAAUGAGGCGAAGGGCAAGGCGAUAAACUCGUCGAGGGCGUCUGAUGAUGGCUCUGCAGAGAACCACCAAGAGAAAGACACCAAGUGGGGACAGCGUCAUUACCACCACUACAACAUCGAGAUCCUCGACUCCCAGUCAUCCUCCUCGUCCUCCGAAGUGGGCCUAGAAAGCGAGGAAGACGAGGAGGAAGGAAACGGACACCACGAAGGAGGACUGUCCAACAAAGGCAGCCUGACGGAGGACAGAACCAACGGCACCAUCGUUUUCCAGCCGGUGCACGAGGUUCCUCUGCUGCCAGAGCACCAGGCCUGCUACAGGUGGUUCGUCCUGGUGCUCGAUGGCAACUGCUCCGUCAUCAAGCAGCGGAUGUCCGCCUUCGUGAUCUUCCUGAAGGCUGCCCUCUCGUCCAAGCUCUCCAUCGACUAUAACGACGUCUACGUCCCUUCCGUCUUCUGCGACAACACCUUCAUGGUGAACAUCAGCCUGGACACCAUCAAGAACCCGCAGGCGGAGAUCAAGCUGCGUCUCCUGGCGGAGGCUAACACGACGCUCCUCGAGAUCUCGGAGGAAAUCUUCUACCUGGAGAAGAUCCUGACCAAAAGGGCGGGCGACGACGGGCAGGACAUGCAGCCGCUGGUCAAGAAACCGGACGACGUCGAGCUGGUGAUCUACAUAGCCGUGGGUUGCAUGGUCGUUUUCAUCCUCCUGUCGGUGGUCAUCGUGGCCCUUAUCAGGGUCUGUCGACAGGAGGGGGACCAGAUGGACAUCGGGAAGACGAUCCCUCAUCAGCCGCUGCAGAGGCCCUUCGACUUCCCCAUCAGGAGACCCAACGUCAUUUACUCUCACAGGUUCAGCCAGGCCCUGAUCCCGGACAAAUGCACCUCGUCAACUCCGUCCAACAGGGUGGAGAACAACCCCCCCUCCUCCGGGGGGAGGGGCAGCAUAGGAGUCAUGGCAGUGACGGGAUCUGGACGAGGAUCAGUCUUGAGGUACGACACCCAGUUCGCCGGGGAGCUCAUGAUCGGCGACGAGGACUUCUACAGCAUGGGGGCAGCCAUAGACGACUCCUUCAACGACCGAAGGGCACUGGUGCCCAGUCGAAGGCGUACCACGAAGGUCCCAGGGGAAGACGUCAUCAUGGAGGAAGACAUCGCGGAGGAGGAGGAGGAAGAGGAGGAGGAGGACCUGGAGGACGACGACGAGGAAGAGGAAGAAGACGACGACGUCGACGAAGAACCCGAUGACGAGGUGGCAGAGGAGAAGAACAAGGUGGCUGAGCGAUGUCACUUCCACAUAUCGGGAACCAUGAAGGCCGUCGAGGCCUGUGGUAGACCUACCACGCCGAAGGAGAGCAAGGGGCCCACUAAAGACAACCUGGAGGUAAAGGCGGGGAUGACUAAAGGGAGGUUAGAAACCAGAGGUGCAGCGGCGAGCAGCUUCGUGACCGGAAACGCCAAACCAGACGCUUCGAAGAGCGAGAGUCAUAAGUCCAGGACACGAGCAUCCAGCCACUCUUUCAAAUCCAGCGACACUAGGCCUACGAGCGAGAGCGGCAAUUCAGAGAUGGCAGGCGCCAAGACGCCAGGCGCCAAAUCGAACAGCAGCAACACUUCCUCUGACGCCGCCGCAGCACCUGCUGAAGACACGGCCGAAACCCGCUGCGCGAACGAGCCUUCGACACAGGACACGCCAAAGAGAAGCAAAGUGGGAGAGAACACCACCACCACCACCAGCAGUGGCGGCGGCAGCGGCGGGGGCGGAGGCGGCCGGGCAGCAAAAGCGAGCAGUCGGGCUAAGGAGCUCCUAGGAUCUCGCCUACGCGGCAGGAGGAAUCUGCGACCAGGCUACGAGGUCGUGUUUAAGGGCAUCGAUAAUCCCUGUUACAACAGAUGAUAACUCUAUAGGUCCACCCGCUAAAAGAACAAAACCAACAAAUCUAUUAAUUAAUCCUCCCCCUACCCCCUACCCCACCCUCAACCCCCGCGUCAGGUUUUGCUUCUAUUUAAAUCAACACGGUUUUAUUUGGUGUUUUUAAAAAUGAUGCUAAACUCAUUUAUAAAUGGGGACGCUUCACAAACAAGAUGAUGCUCUACGCUAAACAAACGCAUCUGUGAUGCCUCCCCUUCCCCCCCUCCCCCUCCACUCUCCCACCCACUGCUUUAUAGCAAGACGUACCGAGGUCCUUCUACUGGAUUUAAACUUUAGAAGCAGCCCUUAGGGGGAACAGUUACUUUCAUCUGAGGUACUUUUCGUAAAGUGGUACUACUAUGUACAUGGAAGGGACGUGUUGCAUCUGAAGCGAUCCCUCCUGUCAUAACAUUUUAUAAUUCUAUAUUUUUCUUUUUUAACAGUGAAGUUCUUUGAUUAUUAAUUUUUCCCUGCGAAAUUUCUAGAAGCAUCUCGAUCCUGCCCAAGGAGAUGAAAAAAAUAGAUAAAUGCUUAAGUACCCGCAAAAAAAAAAGGACAAGAGCUCAUACAAAUACUUGAAUGCUUGUUGUUAUUAUAUGUCCAUCUUUAGAAAAAAAGAUUAGCUUAUAAUUCUUGGGUAACCAUUUUUCGAAACUAGUGAAAGUCGUACAAGAAUCUGCUUAUAUAAAAAGUGCCAACAUGAUUAAUGCGUAGUUCGUUUGUGUAAUAUCUUUUCUUAUCAUUGUUUCACAGAACGAUACGAAAUUCAUUGUCAUAGACAUAUAAGGAAACAAAAGCAAGGAUUAUUGGUCACCAAGAACACCCAUUAUUUCCAAACAGUGUCAAUCGCUCUUCUGCAGUUCACGUUUAAGUCACAGGUACCUUGAUAGUAUAUCUUAAACCCCAAUACUUCAUUUAAUGAGCUUCCUACUCUAUGUAUGUAUAGAUUUUUUCCUAGAAAACUGUGCCGUAGUGUUUAAGGACUAAAAAAAAAUAUGUAAUUUUUUUUUUAAUUAACUGUUUCAACACCUCUUUCACUGGGGGCGAUCGAAGUCAGUUUGAGACUUCCUGGAGUUUGACAGAAUGAUAUUCAAGAGAUAUUUUGACACUUUGACACUAAUACAGGUAUUUUUUAAAAUUAAAAAUCAUAAUUAGUUACCAAAGAGUACCAGAAGUUUACAUAAAGUACUAUACUCACUGUAAGUGUCAGGUAAGACUCAUAAAUGUGAACGGUUACAUAACUUUAUGCCUUAUAAAAUGGUAAGUUAACAACUUGUGAAAACAAUGUGAAUUCAUAAAAUCUAAAGGUUUAGAUACCCCAGUAAGUAAUAACUUCUUUCAAGCACUAAGACCAUUGUCUGAAAAGCGAGAUCAUUUACAUAGUUUACAUAUUUCAAGCAGCUUGUAACAACCGCAAGCAAUGAAAAUCAACAAUCAUAACUUGCAAUUCUUUUUAAACUAGGCAUCACUGCCUGAAGAGCAAAAUCCUCUGUAUUUUCCAAAGCAGUGAAUACUACUGCAAUCAAUGAAUAUUAAUAAAAAUAACACGCAAUCUUUUAAAACCAGGCAGCUCUCGUAACGACUGAUAAUUCUAGAUGAUGAAAUAAAGCAAAAGGCAUCAAUAGCUUCGUUCAAGCUCUGAAAUUACUUCCCAAAAGGCAAAAUCCACUAUAUUUAACAUAGCAGGGAAUACCCAUUAGCAACAGUGAAUAAAAGUAAAUAUAAUUACAAAGCUUUUAAAGGAGCAGCUCUAGUGAUGACCACAAUUCUGGUCGGAAAGGAGCAGGAGGUAUUAAGAAAUAAAGGUCUAUAUGAAGACUAAACUUGGAUUCGUCUAACAGAAGUUCUCUAUAUAGUUUUUUUUUUUUUUCUCUCUAAAACACUGUCUCGUCCAUUUCCGACGUAUGUCUAUACCCAGAUGCUUUCCUUCCCACGGUAGCUGCCCUUCCUCUCUCUCUCUCCUCUCUCUCUCUCUCUCUCUCUCUCUCUCUCUCUCUCUCUCUCUCUGGCCUUUGGAAGUACUGUUAAAGAGAGAGGGUAACAGAAAAUUGACAACGAGAAUUACAUUUAAAAAAAGGUUAAGUGUCCAGAAGACAAUUGUGUACCGUUCUUGUCAUGUUUUCUGAAAGAACAAAAAAAAAAUUCACCUAAAUACUGAUUUGUAUAGUACGUCAAAAACUUAUGAUACUACACACACACAUACUAUGUACAAUAUAUACAUUAUAUAUGAGAUGUAUACACAUAAAUACCAGAAAUGAAACAAAACACAGCAUUAUCUGAUUCACGACAGGCACACUCGCUUGCUUGUUUGCUUGCUUCCUUCUUUCCUUCCUCAGGAGAAGAAGAAGAAGAAGAAGAAGAAGAAGAAGAGAAGAAGA